This is a messenger RNA of Melampsora larici-populina 98AG31, 1617 nucleotides long. RefSeq lists its product as uncharacterized. NCBI's taxonomy places the organism in Eukaryota, Fungi, Basidiomycota, Pucciniomycetes, Pucciniales, Melampsoraceae. The record is from RefSeq and is a predicted model, not a curated record. The transcript is spliced from 4 exons. The coding region runs from base 1 to 1617 and encodes 538 amino acids.
AUGUCUGGCAUCAAGCCCACUGCAUAUAUAAAAAAUAAAGCGCGUGUGGUCAUUGACAACGUUCAGCCGAAUCGACAGCCUCUUUCGACGGAUCACAACCGUGACGAGAAUCAAGUUAACCGGAUUGCGGUCACUGGAGAUUCUACCACAGCUGAUUCCUCAACCGAUCGGAGUGCGACUCGACGUCUUAGACGAAUUCAACCAGGUCUGGGUCUGCUUCGCGCGCCUUCCAAAGAAGACACUGCCAACACAAGAUCAUGCGAUGGUCAUGUAGUGCCAGUGAUGUCCAAUCCAGAUUCGAGUUCUUCAACUCCGCUUGCCAUUGCUAGUGUCCUUCAUCCUUCAAGGGGCGUAUCAGCGGUGUUACCUAAUAGCUCGCGACCGACAAUGCCUGUCAAAACACUUCAUCUGAGGAAACCGCCUUGCGAUGCACUUCUUCCAGAUACUGGAUCGGAAUUGUCCAGUAUGGAUAACUUUUGGGCAAGGGCGCCAAAACCAGUCCUGCAGCCUCUUGUCGCGCUUCCUACUCAGACCUCCUCCGGUCACUUCAAAGAGCGGCUCGAGCAUGGUCCCACUAGAGAACUAUUCCGCUCGAGAAAUUUUGCGGAAAGUAUACAAAAGCCAACUGCGCCGGUACAGCAUGGUACGAUAGAAAGCACAAGACCGCAAGAUAUUGAACAACGUUUGGACUCAUCGGUAGGUCGAGCGGCGGACGAGCCCUCACCGACUAAUGAUCCCGCGAGUGACGAUAAAUCGUAUGAUUCCGACAACUCAUCCGACAAAACACCUAACGCGCGCCUUAGCUCACGACAAGCACCGCAUUGGAUGGAUGAAAGUGAAAUAACAGAAAGCGGCCGGACCUACUCGAAUGCGGCCAUCCAAGAUGAACAACCUGGCUGUACUUCUCCAACGGUUGACUCAUCCAGUAUACCCCCGUUUCAAGCCCCAAUCAACCGAAAACCUGAAAGUCAAAUGAUGAGGAAGGAUGAUUCUUGCCUUCCAUAUUCACUUUCAGUCACACGGACGGUCCAGGGCGGUCUCAAACGGCAGGCCAUGGAAAAUCAUUCGCAAGCCGUCGCAAAAGAACGUCGAACCAGGGUCUCAAGCAAGGUUGAACUGCUUCCCCCAAAACUACUGCGCGAGCGGACAUCUUCGCCAUACACCAAGCAUAUGCAACGCUCGAUCAUCUCUAGACCUAGUUCGGCCCAUAGUUCUCGAGAAGAUACGUCGUCGAGCAGAGGCCCUGAUACCAAACAUAAACUCGACAUCUUGAUAGGUGAUACAACAAGGCUGAGGGAUGAACUGGACCAGACGGACAAAGAGAACCACCGUAUCCGCGAGAAAUGCUCCCAAAAGACACUCGAGUUGGAGAAAUAUAAGAGAGAUGUCAAGAACAUAGUCACCAACAUAAAAUCGAAGCAAAAUAAAUUGUCUACCCAAUAUUCCGAAAUCCAGUCCAAUGUUACUGGGUUCAUAGACUCCAGCCGUGAAAAAUUGGCGAGUUCAAGAGAAGAUAUCGGAUCUAUCAGGAAAGAAUGCAGCGAUUUGAUGAAAAGCAAGUCCUCUUCCACUUAUCCUGAAGGGCCUGUUAACUCGUCAUCUUAUGUGUACUUUUAA